AUGACGAUCAAAGCAUCAGCAAAAGUAGGUCAUACAGACGAUAUACUUUCUCAGAUAUUCGAUUAUUUACCUUCCAAAAGUUUAUUCGCCGCUCUUCAAGUGAACAAGACUUUUUUCCAUAUCGUCACACCCAAAUUGUACAGUAAAAUAUCCGUCAAACACACUGGAGCGAACAUCUUCUAUCAACAUAAGACAUCAAGUCCUGUUGGUUUUCCAAAUCCAUUAUCGAAACUUGCUUUAUUAGGAUUAGUCAAAUGUGUGAAUAUCUACGUCCACGGCAGGGAGGUUUGUCCAGGUAUCAAACAGUGUGGAUUCAUUCCACCUUUACCAGACCUCAAGAUCGUUCAUCUAGCAGGUGGAUUCCAACCUUCAGACUCGUACGUUCUCUGUGAACCAUCAACAUGUCCUUUCAUCCUUUCAAUCUGUUCAAACGUUGAAGACAGAGUAAUCUUACGAGAGAUGGAUUUUAGACCUUUGAGAGAGAUGAAUUACCUCAAAGAAGUCGUGGUGAGGUUACGUCCCUGUCAACUUGAUAAUAUGACAUCUCACCAAACAGAUCCGAAGGAACCGUGGUUUACCUUACCAAAGAAAGUCGAAAAGAUGAAAUUAAUUUGGUGGGAUGAAAGACAUUCGUACAGAAUCGAAAGUGUGGAAGUUUCAAGAAGGCCGUUUCGAUGUAGUCGCGCGAAUUUUAAUAUAAUAUUUGGUCAUUACACUGGUUAUAGUGGAACUAAAGAUUGUAAUCGUUGCGUAAUACGUGAACAAGCUUCUUUGUCACGGACAUUACCUCCUCUACUCACGCUUUCAGAGCAACUACCUUGUAUGAUGAAACGUUUUGGCAGAGCGACCAAUAUAAAACGAAUCGAUAUAUACAAUAUGGACAAGAUGUUUCAGAUUGCUUUUGAUCAAAAUGGGACAACAAAAGAAAACCUCCAGGAGAUGAUGUUGGAUUCCUUUCAAGAGGGAAGAAAUGAAUACAGAACGGUUAAGGUGGUACUGUCCGCCCCGAAUGAUAUUAACGUUUCCAAGAAACAUCAAUAUACCGCCCACAGUAUGGAAGAUGAAUCUGGACUCAACCCUUGUGAGAUAUAUUAUCAUCCUUGGGCAGCAUACUAUCCUGCUUUCGCGAAAAUGCACGAAAUGGAUGAUAGGGAGGAAGAAUAUUGGUCAAAUCGCCUUUCACCAUCGCGAGAACUCUUAGAAGCUCGAGCCGAUUUGCUGCGAGCUUUCUCCAAGGGCAAGGGUAGCGAUAUCAUGAAGGAAGAAGUAGAAUUUUACUCUCAAGCAGAAUUGGAGGAGGAAUUUCUAAAUAUCGAACUUCGACGUCAGCGACUGAAGCAUUUGAAGUACGGCGGGGAAAUUCUGAUAAUGUAG
Molecule: messenger RNA, 1374 nt
Organism: Kwoniella shivajii
Lineage: Eukaryota; Fungi; Basidiomycota; Tremellomycetes; Tremellales; Cryptococcaceae
Exons: 1
Coding region: 1-1374 (457 amino acids)
Molecular function (GO): protein binding
Source: RefSeq, a predicted model, not a curated record